This is a messenger RNA of Nanorana parkeri, 724 nucleotides long. RefSeq names its product transmembrane 4 L six family member 5 (gene TM4SF5). Lineage: Eukaryota; Metazoa; Chordata; Amphibia; Anura; Dicroglossidae. The coding region runs from base 54 to 659 and encodes 201 amino acids. The record is from RefSeq and is a predicted model, not a curated record. The transcript is spliced from 5 exons. Gene Ontology annotation, cellular component: membrane.
AAGGAUCUACGGAGAGUUAACAUUGGGUUCUCCAUCCCUGGGGUGCCGCCGAAAUGUGCACGGGGAAAUGUUCUCGAUUCGUCGGGCUGGCGCUCUUGCCCUUGGCGUUUAUAGCCAUCAUCGUCAACCUCUUACUGAUAUUUCCUAACGGGGAGACCAAAUGGACCAACAACAUCACUAUGCAAGUCUGGCUGAUGGCGGGAAUAGGAGGCGCCGGAUUAUUUAUGUUGUGUCCAUCUUGCAACGCCAUUCGGGCGGGUGGUAAAGGUUGCUGUGGGGAGGGAUGCUGCGGAAAUCGUUGCCGGAUGCUGCGGUCAUUAAUAUCUUCAAUCUUCGGAGGUCUUGGGAGCUUCUACUGCGUGGCGGUCUCCGGGACUGCCCUGAGCAAUGGGCCUUUGUGUGCCCUCACCAAUCAGACCGGAAACGCCGCCCAGUGGGGUUACCACUUCAAGGCGAUGGAAGAUAGUUAUCUUUUUAACAAAACCUCUUGGGACAUCUGCGUCCAGCCCCCGAACAUUGUCCUCUGGCACAUUGUCCUCUUCUCCAUGCUCCUGGGAUUGGGAGCCAUAGAAUUUGUCCUCUGCGCCGUCCAGAUUAUCAACGGCCUCCUCGGGGUCAUGUGCGGGGACUGCCGGAAGAAAGAAAAUAACAAUGCUUGAAACAGAUGGAACUCCCUCCCCGUAUCUCGCCCCUUCCUCAACCUGCACUGAAAACUCCUUCUUCA